GUAGAGGUACCACUGUAUAGUAUAUAAAUAAUAAAUAAUAAAUAACAUCAUUUUACAUAACCUUAGAGCAUUAAUAGUCAGUAUAGGCUCUCUACAGACAUGUUUGUGAAAUUAGUGGAAGAGAUUUGCUAUCAACUUCCCUUAUGUAAGAAAAGAAGGGGACCAGGUUUCAUCAUUAUAACACCUUUUGCUACCCUUCUAAGCCCAGUUAAUCGCUCUGAAACAGCCACGUUCCAGAUAUUUUUGAAUCAAACUUCAAGGGGUAGCUCAGCCUGGGAUUUUCAAAAAUACACUAUCACCAAAUGUGCAGCCAUCAGUAAAAAGAAAAUUAGAUCUUUAUGUUGAAUAGUAAGAUCAGAAUCUAGAUUUAAUGUGAGCAGGGCUAAAGCUAGAUUUGGUGAGAGAGGUUGUGUAGCAAUUUUAGAAAUGAUACUGAAGACCUUUGUCCAAAAUGUGUGGACAAAUUUACAUUCCCAUCAAGCAUGAAAAUAUGUUCCCCUAUUCCCACAUCCCCUCCCACAAAGAGAGUAUAAGGAUUUGUUGAUUUUUGCUAAGCAAACCGGAGUCCAAUGCCACCAGAGGACGACCUUCAAAGAAGCUUCUUGAAGGCGAGAUGAAAUGGUUCUUAAAGGUGGGGUCCUCCAUAUGCCUUCCCACUCAUUAUCAUUGAUUUCUUUGCCUAUUUCAGUCUCUCAUACUAUGUGCAAACCUUUUGCAUUCCCGAUAUAAUAUUCCAUGAGCACACCAUAAAUCAAUGAAACCACAUCUUUCAUAUCAUAGUGGGAUUCAAUACACCUUGUCUCAAAUGUCAUAAGAGAACGAACAACUGCAAAUGAAUAACAUUGGAGACUCUGGAGCCAAUUGUGGUGCAGAUCAUUUCGAUUUUCCUUUAACCUUUCUUUACCUAUUGCUUUGCCUUUAUAGAGUAAGUAUAAACCUCUGUUUUUCCAUUCUUUAUAUGCCAGUAUUUAUCUUCUUGUUUAAAGGCAGGCAGGUCUAGAAAUGGUCUACGCAUGGCGGGGGCAAGUUUGAUAUGGACCCAGGGAUCUUAUGUUUGGUCCCAAUCAGUGGGAUUAAUGAUUUCAUUUGAAAUGCCACUUUAUCUACAACAUGCUGUUACAUGUGUAGAGUUUGUGUGUUCUUCACACAUGACCCUAAAACAUUCUUAUGGGAGACAGGGACUUCUGCAGGAGUCACAACUGAGUGCUGUUCAAAAGAUCUGUUUGAACAGUUCAUUCAUACCACACAAAAGGUUUUUUUGGAUGCUCAAGAGAAGCUUCCAUUUAUUAUAUAAACAACAAAAGAAAUAACGGUGCAGCAUAAAUAUAAAAUCACAGGUGUUUUUGAACCAAUGUCUUAACACAUUCAUACUCUAAAGCAGGCAUCCCCAAACUUCGGCCCUCCAGAUAUUUUGGACUACAAUUCCCAUCUUCCCCGACCACUGGUCCUGUUAGCUAGGGAUCAUGGGAGUUGUAGGCCAAAACAUCUGGAGGGCCGCAGUUUGGGGAUGCCUGCUCUAAAGAUAUAAGCGGCCCUAAUCUACAAUAGAAAUAAAGCAGUGAACCAAUUGCCCAACUCAGUAAAAGGCAGCUCCCUAUGUUACUUGUUCUUCUAUAUGCUUGGGUUAUUAUCUGUUUGUUCACUAUUUUACUAGGAACAGCCUGUCAUUUCCUGGAUCGUCCCUGGAUCCCUUUUUUAAAAAAUUGGUUCUAUAUUGGCCACUUUCCAGUCCUCAGGUAUGGAAGCUGAUCUUAGGGAUGUGUUACUUUAAGAACUCUGAGGAUUUGUUCAUUUUUAAUUUCUCAGAAAGGUGAGAACUGCUUACUACUGUUUGCCUCAGUUCAAUUCUGGCCUACGUUUUCUGCAGUGAAAACAGAUGCAAAGAAUUCAACCAGUUUCUGAUUUUAGAAGUAAAAAUUUAGAAGUAAAAUAAAUAGCUAUGGUUAUGGACUGGCCAGUAUAGUUAAGCACACUUAAGCCCAUUGAAAUCAGUCAGUUUAAGCAGGCUUAACUCUGUGUUGGACUGUAGCCAGUGAGACUUGCACCCAAGUCUUAGCAGCAUCCCAUGAUAUGACUUGUAUGAUAAGGCUGCACUGUUUUAUUGCCUAGCUAUAUUAACAGCAAGGAUACUCCUGCAUAGUGCUAACAAAUUAAAGCUACUUUAAACUUGAUAUUUGGAGAUUUAAUUUAAAUUAUAUGGUUAUUAAUGGUGAGAUAACAAGAAUGGAUUUUGUAAGUUCUUGCAGUAAUAAAGAAGAGCCUUGGAGGAUACAUACCCAGCAUUUAUUACGCAGUGGUGGGAAGACCUUAAUACCCUUGCUACCUAUUUGGAUGGCUUAUAUUGAGUUAUAUGUGUAAAUUAAGAUGGGUGUAUUGAAAGUUAUUGUAUUGUUUUCCUUUUGUUUCCUUUUAGUAAAUUUUCAAUAAAAAAGCAAAACAAAUUACUUUCUUGUGUUUUAAAUAGUAUCCCAUAUGACCUAUUUUGAUUUCUAAGAUUGUGUGCAAGCAUUUUUUAUACUGUCUAUGUGCCAAGUUUAAUCACAGAGAGUAAGUGGAGGUAUGUAGACUUGACCCAACCAUGGAGUAAAAAAAAAAGGUAAUUAGAUUUAUUUAUUGUUUUAUUUUCUUACAUUUAUUUCCCACCUUUCUUCCAUCAUGCAACCCAAGAUAAAGUGUGCGUGGUUUUGAGGUAGUUUCCCAAUCAGGCACUGAUCAACCUCAGUCCUGUGUGGCUUCACCAAGGUGCCUUCAGACCAUACCCUGAGAACAUCAUCAUUCUUGUCUGUUAUAUAUAACAUCUCCAUUAUUAUUACCCAGAAUGUUAGAGAUUGAUAAAUUGUGGAUUUAUAAUUUGUUGAGAUAAUCAGUAGAUAACUGAAAAUAAAUUCAGUAAUUUUUCACCAGUUCCAUUUUUGUAGGGUAAAUUCUGACUCAGAUGCCUUUCGCCUGCUAACUAGCACUCUCCUUGUGCGCCAAUCCAGCCAGGUGCUCCAUGCUUGUAGAAGCAGACUUCUGUGUUGUGCAUCACUUGUAAGAGAGUUGUCAGCAGAUGGACUGAGGAGGAAUGGUGGGGAUUGCAUCCCCCGGACCUUCCUGAGAACAGGAGGACAGUAUAGAUUUACAACAGUGGUUUGCAGAAGGUCAUAGUUCAGAGACUGCAGAGGGGAGAAGCUGGGAAAUAAUGGGAGAGGAACAGCAGGAAGAGUAUGCACCAGGGGAGAGACAGCUGACAGACAGUGUCUUUAGAAAGCAUUCCUGACCCCCCCCCUCCCAGGACCAGGCAGGCAUUGAGAGUAGUAGAACAGAAAGCUCAGAGACAGAAAAUUCAGAUCAGCUGGCGCAGGGAUGAUGUAGAAUAGAAGAGAUUGAGGGGGUGGGACUUUACUCGGAGCAACACCAUUAUCUGAGAGAAACUUUUUUCUAAGAACUCUUCUUGUUUAUCUGCUUCUUGGCUGCUACCGUGGGAGGGAUUUGAUUCCCUGAAACCUGACAAGAAUUGUACUUGUGGCAGAGGAAUUCAAACCCCAGCCAGGCAGGGGUGGGAGAUGAUGCAGUGGCAUAACCACCACAGCAUCGACAGCUGCACUGCUCAUGUUGACUAGGGUGGAAGGCAGGGUAGGCAAAAGCCUGCUCUGGGCAACACCAGUCUGGAGUUGGCAUAGUCAUUGGGCCUGGUGCUGUUGGGUGAGGGCAGUGGGGCUGGCUGGGGAUCAAGGAAAGCCCAUACCAGUUCAGCCCCAUCCCCGGGGCUUUCCCAUAGGCUACUGCCAGUGGGAAGCCUGCCAGACAGUAGAGCAGCAGCUGGAAUGGGGAGCAGGGAGCAGUGCAGUAAUCCUGGGCUAGGUGGAGGGAGACCUCCACUCCACCCACAUGCAUUCUAACCCAGAUGAUCAUGGUUUUGGAUUGUAGCCUAACUAGAUAUUGCAUCUGCAAUCCGCCCAGUCUAACAGCAGAGCAAUGUAUACAGCCCUUUCAAAAAACCACAAUUCUACUGAUCAGGUCAAUGGGUUGUUGAAAGUUCCCCCUUUCUGUGCCUAACAGCAGAUCAGUGGAACUUCGCCUAUAAAGGCACAAUUCGGCUGCUCCUUGCAGAUUCUGUUGCAUCAGAGAACUGGGACACAUGUGGACCUGCUCUGAUUGAAAUAAAUAAAGCAAGGCAAAAUAAAUAGAGCCUUGGUAAAAUCUGUCAAUUUACAAAGACUGAACCGGAGUUUCCAUUAAGCAAUUGAGUCUUGAAUCUUGUUUUUUGACUCAUUGCUCUUUCAAAAAAAUACUCUCAAAAUUGUUCGCUAAAUGGAUGAGGGAUAAAGAAGGAAGUGCUAUCAGUAAAGAAUUAGGAUUAGAACAGUUGACCACUUGUGCCCCUGCUCAGAGACUCUUGCCUUAAUAUAUAGGAACCUCUCAGCAUCAUUUGCCACAGAAGCAGGGGUAAUCUAGGAUUUAACAUAUAACCUCUUUAACUAUUGGAGUGAAUCAUUAGUUUAGCCCAGCAGCCUAUGCAAAACCAGGAAAUUAUCUGGCUAGGCAAUGACGUUUAAGACCAAUUGUUAAGAACAAAACAAACAAGGAGUAGUGAGUUCAUUAUGUUGUGAUGAAGUAAUAAGAGCAAUGCCAGUGCUGUAAUCUUUAUAUUGUUUGGAUAUUCAUCAUCAAGAAUGAUGAAAAUAAUCUGAAGAUUGUAGAUUGUCCAAGAGGGAGAACAGCCACCUGAUACAAACUCUGUCCAUUAAUAUGUCCCAUUAAGUAGUUCCUAGGAAGAGAGCAACAUGUUAGUGAAAUGUUUGCUGAAUGGUAGCCAGACACAAGCAGUGCAAUAAUGUUCUAUUACAGGUGACACUUGGAAAAUUAGAAUAUCGUUGAAAAGUGCAUUUAUUUCAGUAAUGCAACUUAUUACUAUUUAUUUUUCUUUAAAUUUUUACAAAUGCUUUCUUUUGGAAAUUCCACAGUAAUAAAAGAAAUAGUUACCAUAAUACAAAAAUAAACACAAAUAAACAUUGCUAUUACAUUUCAUUAAUUACAUUCCAUUUAUAAUUGACCCGCCUAACGACAAAUAAUUACAAUUACAACAAAUAAAGGCUUGACAUAUCUUGCUUUGCAUGUCAUGCAUCUAUCUUAUAUAUUGGUUUCACCUUUUAAGAUGCAUUACUGAAAUAAAUGCACUUUUCAACGAUACUAUAAUUUUCCAAGUUUCACCUGUACAAACCAUUUGAUAGUAUGCUGUUUCUUCCUUAAGAAUAGCACAAUAGGUGCCUUGACCAUAUAUGAUGUGUUUGUUCAUGAGGUAAAUACGUAAAUGCAUAUACGUAUUUGUAUGCUUUAUUUCCAUUACAUGUGUUAAAUCAACAAUGCGGGGAGGGUGUGGUUCAAAGUGAGGUGACACGUUUCUAUUUAACCAUGCUCCCGAGAUUAAUGUUUCUUAACUGUCAUGGCAAUGGAGGUGCAUGUUGCAUGGAUAAAUGUAGUUGAUCUGAUUAGUCCAAUAACCUGCCUAUCUAGAGCCAUGUGGCUUUAUUAGCUCUGCAGGAGAAUUAGGAACAUGGCCUGAAAUAACAUGGAACAUUGUUGUCUAAUUAUUCAAUACCUUCCAAAAUUAUUUACAUAAAUAUGUAAUGAAACAUUUGUUGAUGCAAGCCUUUUGUUGGUAAAUAUAAAUAAUAGCUGUUUAUACUCUUUCUGUUCAAGAAAAGACUCUUUGUAAUGUUAAAAAAAGAUACUUCAUUUUAUAAUAAUAAAUAAAUGCAACUUGCAUUGAUAUCUUCCUGGCCGCCCCAAGAAACCCAUCAUCCCUCCAUUUCUGAGAUUGGGCUGGCACAGUCCAUUUUCCAGCCACUGUAUGAUGUUCAUAGAAUUGUAGUGUUGGAAGGGACCCCAAGGGCCACCUAGUCCAACCCCAUCUAAUUCCCAAAUCUCAACUAAAGCAUCUAUGACAGAUGGCCAUCCAACCUCUGCUUAAAAACCUCCACUGAAGGAGAGUCCACCACCUCUUGUGGGAAUCUGUUCUACUGUCAAACAGCUCUUACUGUCAGAAAGUUCUUCCUGAUGUUUAGUCAGAAUCUCCUUUCUUGUAACUUAAAUCCAUUUGUUCAAGUGGGAGAAAUCAAGCCUGCUCCAUCUUCCAUGUGAGCAGCCCCUUACACAUCUCCUCUCAGUCUCCUCUUUUCCAGGCUAAAUAUACCCAGCUCCUUCAAUGGUUCCUCAUAAGUCUUGGUUUACGUUGUCUUAUGCAGAGUCAGACUAUUGGUUUUUCUAGCUGUAUUCUGACAAGCAGUGGCUUCCCAGGGUCUACUGCACAAGCCUUUCCCAUCAUCGUGUACCUGGCCAUUUACGUAUUCAAAACGAGAGCUACCUGGACACCAAGCUGUAUGUCCCCUACUUCAGUCUUCCCUUGUCUUGCCCUGUAGUAGAGGUUGUUAAGUUAGUGUUAUUGUGUUAGCCCAGGAUAUUUUGCUGCAUGAAGCUGAGUCCAAAUGAUGCCUCUCCUCUUAGGGCUAACACUUCACAAAGUCUUGCUGCAAUAUUCAGGCACUGGUUCUUGCCUGGAUCUUUGUCUUGCCACCACUGCCACAGUGCUAUCUGAGAUAGGUUACUUCACCUUUCUGCAUAACACGGCCCCCCCUGAGCCUUCAUGUUCUCCAUCUGAAGAAAUAAAAAAUACCCCUCCCAGACUUUACUACCCAUCAGGAUUUUUCGAUAAUACUUGUAUCAUAUUUCAGCUAUGCGUGUUUGAAGAAAUGUAGCAAUUUUGACAACUGUUAGUGAGGAUGAAACACCUUUAUAUAUAGAUAAUAACUGAGCAAUGCUACAAGAGGGGGGAAUUGUGUUUCCUGACAAUUUUUGAUGUGGAUAUGUAAGUGAAGUUCUAAAGAGCUCUUGUUUUCCAUUGUGAUUAGUCAUCGCACUUUCCUUUCUCAUAUAAAUGCAGAGGCUGAGCAUUACUCAUAGUACAGAAAUUGGAACUGACUUGACAGUAAAUUCAUCUCUCUCUCUCUCUCUCUCUAUAUAUAUAUAUAUAUAUAUAUGUAUGUAUUUUAACCAAAACUUCGUAGGUUUGUGGAAGCCAUUAAAUAGCAUUGUCUGCAUAAAAGAAAAUGUAUGUUCAGGAGUGAGAAUAGAAGAAAAUAAAUCCAAAUUUAUGUAAAUCUUAUUUAUUUAUCCCCUGCAUUUCCAAAAGUGGCAAACGAUACAUAGGCCUAGUUUGCAUGACCCAGUAUGUCUCCUUUUACAUAAUGGGACGACACAGAAAUGCAGGCUUCUGGAAGGGAGUUCAUAGAAACUUUGCUCCCCCCCCACCCUUUUUCCACCUAGCCAUGCUGCGUCUGUAACGAGUUGUCCGAACCAGGGUUUUUGGUUAAUCUCUCUCCUGACUAAUCAUGACCUGCCCUCAAGAAGAAACCAUAGUUUGGCUUACUGUGUUGUGCAAAUCAGGCCAAAGUAACAUGUGUAAUUUUCAUUCCAGUGUGGUGUAGUGGUUAAGAGUGGUAGACUCGUAAUCUGGGGAGCCGGGUUCGUGUCUCCGCUCCUCCACAUGCAGCUGUUAGGUGACCUUGGGCUAGUCACACUUCUCUGAAGUCUCUCAGCCCCACUCACCUCACAGACUCCUCCUCCUCCUCCUCCUCUUCUUCUUCUUCUUCUUCUUCUUCUUCUUCUUCUUCUUCUUCUUCUUCUUCUUCUUCUUCUUCUUCUUCCAACCCAUUAGAGAACAAACAUGCAAAACGCUUUAAUCAAAUGUGUAUUUUUCCAUGGAACUAGUUGUCAGCACUGAGAAAUGCACAUUAAAUAUGAUUUUGGGUAUGUAAACUAUUCUGGGUACUUCUACUGAUUUUAUGGUUUAUUCACACCCAUGCUUUUUUAAUCACAUGUGCACCCUUCCUUUCCUCCAGAGGAGCUUUCAAGUGCCUCUUCUUUGUUCUCACAUGUAUGUAAACGUGACAGAGCGGCUCUUAAAGAGAGCCUGCAAACUUGUUGCAAUAUAACGUGACUCUCUCAGUAGAGAGCAAUUGACUGUGUUCUCCGCUGUGGGAAAAGCUUCCAUGUGCAAGUCCUCUGGAGAUGUGAUGUUUCAGUUGACAGGACCUUUUUUUAGAUGCAUCUAGAUCAGAUCUAAAAUUGGCAUUAAAUUUGCCUUCUUAAGAGACUUUAUUAUGCCUUACCAUAUUUAAUUUGGAAUCGCAGCUCAAACCUCACACUUUCUGAACUAGCGCAGAAGUGCUUCUUAACAGUUUAAGAACAGAGUGGUCAUCUACUGCAUUAAAUUCAUUGGCAGUAGAUUCAUGACUGAGAAAGUACUUCUUCCUUUAACACAAGUCAUUUACAGUGGUACCUUGCAAGACGAAUGCCCUGCAAGACGAAUUUUUCGCAAGACGAAUGCGUCUUGCGAUCUGAUGGUGACUCGCAAGACGAAUUUGUUUUGCGAAAAAUCCGUCUUGCAAAUCACAGUUCCCCAUAGGAAUGCAUUGAAAUUUAAUUAAUGCAUUCCUAUGGGCAAAAAAAAAGAAAUUUCAAUGCAUUCCUAUGGGAAACCGCGAUUCGCAAGACGAAUAUUUCGCAAACUGAAUUGACUUGCGGAACGAAUUAAAUUUGUCUUGCGAGGCACCACUGUACGUGGUUUCACUCAGCAGUUUCUACACAUUGCACCAUCUGGUGCUUAUAGUAUUGAUAUGAGUUUGUAGGUGCCAUACACCCAUAAUCAUAAAAAGGUAAAGGGACCCCUGACCAUUAGGUCCAGUCGCAGACGACUCUGGGGUUGCGGUGCUCAUCUCGCUUUAUUGGCCGAGGGAGCUGGCGUACAGCUUCUGAGUCAUGUGGCCAGCAUGACUAAGCCGCUUCUGGCGAAAUCAGAGCAGCACACGGAAACGGCGUUUAUCUUCCUGCCGGAGCGGUACCUAUUUAUCUACUUAUACCUUGACAUGCUUUUGAACUGCUAGGUUGGCAGGAGCUGAGACUGAGCAACGGGAGCUCACCCUGUCACGGGGAUUUGAACCGCCAACCUUCUGAUCAGCAAGCCCUAGGCUCUGUGGUUUAACCCACAGCGCCACCAUAAUCAUAGCAAGUGUUAACAGCUAAUCAAGCCAGGCUAGCUUCCUGACGAGGUAACCGCCUGGGUGAUGGGUCAUUAAGAGAACAAAGAAAAGAGUCCUCUGUGAAAGAGAACAAAGUAAAGAGUCCUCUGUGCCAGAUGACGAAUGGGUGGGGCCCCUCACCCAGUGCUUAGACCAGGGGUCAGGAACCUUUUUCAGCUGUGGGCUGGUCCACCGUCCCUGAGACCGUGUGGGGGGGCAGACUAUAUUGGGGUGGUGAACACUUUCCUAUGCCCCACAAAUAACCCAGAGAUGCAUUUUAAAUAAAAGCACACAUUCUACUCAUGUAGAAUCACCAGGCAGGCCCUACAAAUAACCCAGAGGUGCAUUCUAAAUAAAAGGACACAUUCUACUCAUGUAAAAAAACACUGAUUCCCGGACUGUCUACAGGCCAGAUUGAGAAGGUGAUUGGGCCGCAUGCGACCCCCGGGCCUUAGGUUGCCUACCCCUGGCUUAGACAGUUGGAAAAACAAAGCCUGAGUCUUUGAAAGAAGAGUUGGCUGCGAUGUGACCUAGAGGAAAAUGAAGCAGGCUGGAAAGUCAAAAGAGAAAGUCAUGGCUGAUUUCUGCUGGAAUCCAAGGCUGUGGGACCAAGACCCUUUUGGGGUGUUGAUGCUGUGAAUCUCUCCUUCGUAGGUUCAGGUUAUAUAUGUGUGUUUAAAUACCUUGUAUCAUAAAACCACCAGUCUCUGCUGUGCCUCAUUCCAAAGGAGACACAGAUCCUGGGUAAGCGCCUGGACCCCCUGGAUCUUGCACUGCUCAGAGAUUUGGGGGGGGGGUUGCAACAGUAUGUUCCACCUUGGCUUUCCUCCUCUGGCUAUUUUUGAAGAUAUGCAACAAUCCAGAACUAAGGCUACUGUGGCAAAUGUUGUUUCAACAGGUACUGCGAUGGCUGCAGGAGUUAUGUUGCAAAAUGAAUUACCCUACUGUUCUCUGGUAUCAAGCAGUGCAUAUCUUGCAACCAUGAGUUCAGGAAGGUCUAGGCGUCCGACUGCGAAAUACACAAAAGUUGGAGAACGCCUUCGCCAUGUCAUUCCUGGUCAUAUGCAGUGUUCUAUGGCAUGCGGUGGUCGUGCUUGCAAAUAUGAAAAUCCAACUCGGUGGAGUGACCAAGAACAGGCUGUGAAAGGGCUUUACUCUUCCUGGAUAACAGAUAACAUUUUAGCCAUGUCUCGACCAUCAACAGAACUUAUUGAAAAAUAUAAUAUUAUCGAGCAGUUUCAAAGAUGUGGCAUAAAAACAGUAAUUAACCUUCAGCGUCCUGGAGAACAUGCUAGCUGCGGGAAUCCACUGGAACAAGAGAGUGGUUUCACCUACCUUCCUGAAGCUUUCAUGGAGGCGGGAAUUUAUUUUUAUAACUUUGGAUGGAAGGAUUAUGGUGUGGCUUCUCUCACUACUAUCCUCGAUAUGGUAAAAGUGAUGACUUUUGCCUUACAGGAAGGGAGAGUAGCUAUUCAUUGUCAUGCAGGACUUGGCAGAACAGGUGUUUUAAUAGCUUGUUACUUGGUUUUUGCCACACGAAUGACAGCAGACCAAGCAAUCCUUUUUGUAAGGGCGAAAAGGCCUAACUCUAUCCAAACCAGAGGACAGCUGUUGUGUGUACGGGAGUUUUCGCAGUUCUUGAUUCCUCUCAGGAAUGUGUUUGCAUCUUGUGAACCCAAAGCGCACGCCGUGACUCUUUCCCAGUACCUGAUCCGGCAGCGGCAUUUGCUCCACGGUUAUGAAAGCAGGAACCUCAAGUAUGUGCCAAAGCUUAUUCAUCUGGUUUGCAAAUUGCUGUUGGACUUGGCUGAAAACCGGCAUGUGAUAGAGGAGAAACUUUUGGACCUUCCAGACCUGUCCGCUGAGAUUGAAGAGACCGUUUCUCAGCUAGCUUCCACGCAGCUUGAUAAAGAGCUGACAAGGCAAGACAGUAGUGCUUCAGAGCCGUUUUCUCUCUCGGGAGCCAACCCUCUUCAUCCCAAUGAACAUGAGUGUGAUCCUCUUUGGAAGAGGAGGAACAUUGAUUGCCUUCAGCCUCUGGGUCGUGCAAAAAGGCGCCUGAGCUACAGCGACUCAGAUUUGAGAAGAGCGGUGUUUGUCUGUGACCAAGGAGAGACCCCCUGGUCGGUGCCUGUGCAAAUGCCACUCUGCAACAAAACAAACCCACCGAACAAUUGCCAGACUCUCAAGGUUGAUUUAACCCAAGAACUCUUAGUCCGUAGUACAUUUACUUUCUUGUGUCAGGACAAGACGCCUUUAGAUGGAAAAGAAGCUAAUUCUCCAUUUUUCCAUAAAAGCAGGUAUCCCGGAGAAGUACAGCGUAGCCAAACUUUUUCUUCGGGCCUUUCGUGUGAUCGGAAGGAAGAGGAGGCGGAGGAAGACGAAGAAGAGCUAAAAGCACUAAACUAUAAUUGUGGCAGGAAAGCUAAUAGCUAUGGCAAAAAAAUGUGGUGCUCUGAGGACUCGGACUCUUCGAAAGCAGAGCCUGAGAUCCGCAAUAUUCGGGAUCUCUGUGAAUCGAUCCCCCAUAUUGUUGUGCAGUCAGAACUAAGCCUGGAGGCACGAAGAACGUUGGCAGCCAAGGCCCUGGCAAAUGUGAAUGAGUUUAUAGGAGCAGAAGAAAUAGAGCAAAAAGUGGAGAUGUGGCAGAAAGAACUGAAUUCUCAGAAUGGAGCCUGGGAUAGGAUAUGCGGCGAGACAGAUCCUUUUAUCCUCAGUAGUUUGAUGUGGUCCUGGAUAGAGCAACUUAAAGAACCUCUUCUAACCAAAAAUGAUGUAGAUGUGUUAGCAAAAAACAACGUAGACCCUCAAGAAGCACUUAAAUUAUUAGACAAGGGAAAAUAUCACACUAUACUGUGCAUUUUAAACUGUGUGGUGCAAUUGGAGACCAUACCAACGUACGUGGAGGACCUUCUCCUUGAUCGUGCCAUUAAAGCAUUUACAAAGGCGAGUUCUGAUUCGGAAGGUGGGUUGGACAUUCUGAAGAAUAUUUUUAAACAGAUAUUGGAACACCAAAGACAAUACUCCAAAGACCAAACAGAAACCCUCUUUUGAUGUUUACGUGCUAAGCUAGUUUUCUGCAGCUUUCCAAGACUAUCUUUCCUUUACCAUCCAUUGUUAUAUUUUGUAUUCCUUGGUUCAUGUUAACUAACAACGUUGGUUAUUAAAUAACCACAACUAAUUCUAUCUAGCUGUGUACAUAAGUUGCCAUUUUGUGUCUGUACUGUGGCAUUUUGUAUUUAAUUUAUUGAUUUUAGAAACUUUAUCAUUAAUAAGCUGUUUUUUUCACACUGAGCUAUUGCCAUAAAUUCAGUGCCAUGAUACGCAAUGGUUUAUUCCGUUAAAUGUUUGCAUAUUAACACUAAGUAUACAAGAUGAAGUUUACGACAAUGGUAUUACAUUUUAUUUUGUGGUGAGUAAACAUUGGCUUCUAUUAAUGACUGUUGUACAACUGUACAGCUUUCCCUCUGUAAUGCCAAAAUAAACAUGUAGGGGGAAAUAGAAACUUGACAUGCAGCACCAAGAUAGGCAAUCAAUUGCUCAUAGAUCCUUUUUAGAAAAUUGGGAAUUUUGACUUUAUAACACCAUAUAAAUUUAUAAUUCUCACAUUUGUUGGGAAAACUGAAAUGUGAGACCUGUAUUAUAGUGUCAUGGAGCCCAGAAGAUAAAUAAAAAAGAAACAGUUUUUGUUUUAAAGUCUCUUCAUUUCCUACAUAGAUUAUUGACUGGGGAGGUGGUAAGUGUUGCUGGUGACUCUUAAGAAAAAAUUGUAUGUUGUGAACAUACAAAUCAAAUCAAUCAAUUAAUCAAUCAAUAAUAAAUCCAGACCCUUAAAACUGGAGUAUUCCAGGAUAUCUCAUUCAGACUUUAUUGAGGCAGAAUAAGAUACAGACAAUUUUUAGCUAUCCUCCUGUGGUUAGAUUGCUGCUUGAGAUUUUGAGAGGUUCUGACGCCUUGACUUAAAAGAAAUAUUGUUUAACAGAAGAUGGAUAUUAACAUGGACUGAAAGUUUUAAAUAUUUUUUUUUUAAUGAAACCAGCAGGUGGAAAAUCAGAAGUUUUCUUUUUGCAUCUUUAUCUAAUGUCUGUCUGUCUCUCUCCCCCCCCUUUUUUUAUUGUCCCUUUCCGUUUUCUGUUUUCCUUCUUUGUUUCUCUUCUUUUUCUUUCUUUGGAGUCCAAUGUUUGGGGGUGGUAGAUUGUUGAUGGAGGACCCUGGGGAAAAGACAGGAAAAUGUUGGUCUCCCAGUAUGAGAAGCUGGGAUGAGAAAGGAAAGAUCCCAGGUAAGAGCUGGGAGAAGCUACUGUCCUCUGAGGGUAAAAGGUAAAGGUCAAGGGACCCCUGACCAUUAGGUCCAGUUGUGACCGACUCUGGGGUUGCGCGCUCAUCUCGCAUUAUUGGCCGAGGGAGCCGGCGUAUAGCUUCCAGGUCAUGUGGCCAGCAUGACAAAGCCACUUCUGGCGAACCAGAGCGGCACACGGAAACGCCGUUUACCUUCCCGCUGUAGCGGUUCCUAUUUAUCUACUUGCAUUUUGACGUGCUUUCGAACCUCUGAGGGUAGUAAGGACUAAUAAUUACUUUUAAGAGAAGACUCUAUUCUACUUAUUCAAUUCCCACUGCCCCCACCCCUGGUUUUUUUGUAGUUCUAAUUUGACUAUAUUGUGGGGAGAAAUGAAUAGUUUUUUGUGUUUUUUAAGGAGAUCAUUUUGAGAAGCUUUUAAAACUGCCACUUGUGUUUCCAUGCUAUUUUACUUGGCAGUGGGGGUAGGGGUGUUGCUGCUGCAGUGGAAUCUGCUUAUCAUGAAAAAUCAUUGUGAGAAGGGUCAGCAGGCAGAGAUUAAAAUGGAGAGAAGAUUAUCGGGCAUGGUGUGUUCUUAUGUUUCUAAAUCCACCAAUCAGGGACUCAAGAACUUGAGCAGAAUUGCCUUACCUGGCUGAUGAAAUAGCAAACAGACCCUGUGGCUAUGAUAUCCAUUGCUAUGCUAUCCAUCCAGAGCAAUCAUUAGUGGUGAGGUGGGAUUCAGUAGUCUCUGAUUGCUGUGGGUCAGGGAAUAAGUCAAUUAAACUGAAGCAGUCAAUUACCUCAUAAGCAAAUUGUAUUUUUUUCAACUCUUGGCUAUGGUGUGUGAUUCUAUGCCUUGCUAGAUGGGUGGUGAGGGCAGGAGAGAGAGUGAGUUAUAUCUUCCCUUUGCUGGGAGGAAAUGCAGAUCUUCAAUUCACCACCCCCACAUCAUCAUCAUCAGGACUUCAAAGCAAACAUCAAUUGUAAGUUUCUCUGCUGGAAAUAAAUCUAGAACAGGAACUCUUGUCAGAGGCAAUGUGGUAGCUCUUUUACCAGACAAAAACAGCACCGAAACUAGCCCUUCAUCUGUCCGCAGGCCCACUGCUACUUUGGAAAGAGAAUGUACCACUAAGAUGUUAACAUGAAAUUCAUCUGACUUUACUGAGAUACCGAGGUGAAUUUAAAACUGCAAAUUGAUCAGUGCAUCCUUCCCUUGUAAAAACUUUGGCCAAAUAAAAACAAACCAUUGGAUUGUUUGAUUGGAUCUGUAGUCCUUUCUUUCUUACUGAAAUCAUGCUAAACGUCCCAGGAAUAUAUUAAACUGGUAAUAUCACUACUGUACCAGAAAAAUAUGAAUAUUGAGACAGAUUUAAAUGGGAGGCAUUUGCAAGUAAUGUGAAAUAAUUGUUUUCAGCACUUUUGUUGAAGCAUAUGAAUCUGCUGAACAUGAAGCACCAUCAGAAUGACUUUGUUAAUUCCCACAGAGGUUUUCUGACAGUAUUGUUAACAGUGAUGCUAUUAAUUUUGAAGGAGUGAAAAUGAACCUUCGUGAGAAGGCCUUAUAACGGUAUUGUUGGCCGUUGCACUCACAAAUUUGAAAACAGAUUCAGGGAGAAACAAUUCUGUUAUAAUAGCAUCUUGCAAGCAUUUGCUCCAGUAUGGGAAAUAUUGAAAUGUUAGGCAGACAACUGCAAAAAGCUAGGAAACUUAAAUCCCGAGCUUGAGUUGGCCAAACUCCUUAUUAAAGGAACAUUUGCUGUGGAUGAGCUGUGGAUGAGCUCGCAAAACUUGUCUUUUGGUCAAGACUCUGUUGGCACUUUCAAACAAUACUGCAACCAUCAAAAGCUGCUUUUCAAAGUCAGUUUCAGGCCCACAGUGAUGGUCAAUGCUACAUGAUGAAUAUAAACCAAUCUUGUUCUUUUAAGUUAAUAAAUUAAAUUUGAAAACUAAGGGUUAUGGUCAGUGAAGUCCUACUCAGAAUAGACCCAUUGAAACGAAUGAACCUAAGUCCUGUCCAUUAAUUUCAAUAGCUUUACUUUGGGAACAGCAUUGGAUGCGACCAUAAAUACUGAUAGUUUUGUGUUUCCAUGGUUUGGCAAUGACGGACCACAAUUCUCAAAGAUGAUCUGCAAAAGUGUGAAACUCUUGAGUUUAUGUUGCUAUGGAGCUGCUGUGACAUGCCUCUGGAAAGGCAUUCAGUGCCAUUCUAGAACUUAAAUGAGAAUGUUGCUAGAAGAGAAGGCAAGUUGAGGCUCUGUUCUUUUGAGUGCAGCCAUGUCAUGGAGGCAUUAGCACAGGUGCUUUCAUGUUCGGUGUGCUUAGAGUUGUUCACUCCCCCUGUGCUGGUCCUAUCCUGCGCUCACAAUUUCUGCAAGAAGUGCCUGGAGAAGAUCCUCAUCAGCCAGAACUGUAGCCAUGUCAAUGGACAGUUCUCCUGCCCAAUGUGCAGAAAAGUAAGUUAGAGAGAGAGCUUUGUUUUGCCCUCUGCAAUCUGCUUACAGAUUGCCCUGUCCGAUGGUACGUGUGGGUUUCCCACUGCCCAAAUUCACGCUACAAGAUGAACGGCGAAAUAUUAAAGCAAAAGCCGGAAGUUAGAGGUAUAGCAACUGGGCAGACAUAUAUAGCAAUAACACUCUUGCAGGAAACAUACUGCCUCUGCAGAUGGCGACAUUCCUCAUGUAGCAGUUCUAGAGCUUGGUGCAAGAUCACAGGGAUCUGUAUGACUUUUUCAUUCCUGAUGGGUUGUGUCCCCUGCAGUGCUCAGGCAAGGGGGAUUCCAUGCGCCUCUCCACCUCACUUCAGACCCCUGGCAUGCCCUGUGGGAGCAGGGAUCAGAGAGUAUUGGGCAUGAGAGAAGUUUUUGGGGAUAACAGCAAGAGCCAUGGUAGGGAGCAGGGGACAGGGGACACCCCCUUGGGCAUAUGCUGCAGUGGAUACAACCCAAUAUUUACAAAUUGCAUGUACAAAAUAUAUAACCAAAGGCAAAAAAGGACCAAAAAUAGAAUCACAUUGAUCUCCCCACUUUGCAUGCCCAACAAGCUUGUUUUA
Molecule: messenger RNA, 16386 nt
Organism: Zootoca vivipara (common lizard)
Lineage: Eukaryota; Metazoa; Chordata; Lepidosauria; Squamata; Lacertidae
Source: RefSeq, a predicted model, not a curated record